AAAAACGUGACUGCGGCUCAUUGUCUUCAAAUUUGUAAGGAGUUUUGUGUCGCAAUUUCACUUACUAUAUAUAACGUUGGCAAUACGCAUUUUGUGUGAAAAUGCAUGUAUCUGACAUGAAGCUGAAAAGCCUUUUCUGCAGCUCAGACGCACGCAUUCACACCAUAGCGCCACUGGCAUGCGGGAGCUAAGUUAAAUAGUCACGAUCUCCUAUUUAUAUAUACCCGUGUGCACCCAGCGGUAAAGAACCCACUCCGGCAGAGUUUAUUUACUCAGAAGUAUUGCACAAAUGCAUGGAUGUGCUUGAAUCUACAAGCAGAGAAAACAAACAGCGGCGAUGAACUCCAUUAACAUACUAAUGCAUAACCUACGAAGGUUAUGCUCAACUGCGAGAAUUCAUAGACUGAAAAGCAUUCCGAAGAGCGUAGUUCUGCCAGCGUUCGAUAGCGGAAAUUACAUCACCGCAAGAAUACGCCACAAAAGCGUUGGAAUCUAACUGUCAUUAAUCCCUUGUUAAAACUUGUAUUGAUAAAUCCUCUAUUUUGGCCGAUGGUGGAAUGGGACGCUUCGUUCCUGAAGUGGCUGAAUGGGCUGAAUUCUUAUUGCCCACACCACGGACACUCCUACACUUUUCUGCAGUCCAGUUGUGGAGUGGCUGGCUGUCUCAGUCGUCAUGGCAACCUGCUCGGUUCAACAAAGAGAGAAGCGCAGAAAUGGGCGAGAGGAAGGAGCUGUUCCCACAGUCGGCUUUUCAGAAAUCACUGGUCUCCAGUGGCGGACGGGGCGAAGAGCGCGCUAAAUUCAAAGUCGCGUUGGCUUCAAGAAGUUGAACAAACUAUAGCAGGGUUGCUGUGGCAUGUGCCUAUCAAAUGAACCAAAAUUCCCUCAUGGACAAAACAGUUCUUCUGUGGCUAAUAUCAGAUUAUUUACUUAAGGUGCUGAGCCUGUCUUGCUCCAGAGAGCGGGGGUCUGUGGAGGUGCAGGUGGAAUUUGGCCGUUUCCCUCAUGCACAGGAAGCAGAGCUCUACUCACUGACCUGUUCAAGCACAGGAAGUCAAACCCUCUGGCUAAAUGCUACUGACAGUUCUGGAUGUGUUCCGGAUUGCAGAGUGGUCCUCCACGAACCUCUGGAGGCUGAAAUGUAUAAUGUUGAUAUAAAAGCCAUCAAAAACAAUGUCAUUCUGGAAACAAAGUCCUUUCGAGUAGACCCGAAGCCCAGUUCCUCCCUCAGUGUUGGGGCGAUGGUGUCGAGUGCGUAUUUCAGCUGGGGGAGCGGGGCGGGGGAGCCCAGCACCAGCUCUCUGAGGCUCAGGGGUCGUGUGUGGGACGUGCCUCCUGAUCGAACCUCAUACCGCGUGACGGGCCUGCAGCCCGCCUCUCUCCACAACUUCACUGUGGAGUUUAAGACUGGAGUCCGAAGCCUCAAUGUCACGCUCACACGCAGGCUGAGCGUGCUGCUCCAGACAGCUCUCUGCCCGGUGGGCUGGGUGCCCUCAGAGAGCAGCUGCUGGAGAGCCUGGAGGCGGGGCCGGCCAUGGGUGGAGGCGGGGCUAGCCUGCAACGCUUCGGGGUCACACCUGGCCGACAUAGAGACAGAGGAGGACUUCCUGUUUAUCUCCUCUUACCUGAGUACGCUCAACAACAUGAUGCUGGUGUGGACAGGUCUCAAUGACCUGCAGCAGGAAGGACAGCUGCAGUGGUCCAAUGGAGCUGCCUAUAGCUUGAGCAGCACUGUGACAUCAUCACUGCCAGCCAAUCAGACAGACUGCUUUGCCCUGCACAUGAACGCCACGAGUCCCAGUUACUUUUUCACCGGGUUCUUCUGCUAUAUGCCCCUGCCAUACAUGUGCCAGUACACAUUCCCCCCUGCCCCACCGCACUUCGCCUUAGUGCUUGAGAGGGUGUGGGAGACGGAGGCACUGAUUGGCUGGAGUGAUGUGGAAGACUGGAGGCAGGCAGGGGGCGCUCUGGAGCUGUUCCUCCAGUAUCAGGAGGAUGCGUUCGUAGACCAGCCCCAUCGCAGGACAGUGCUGUCUAACAGCCGGAGUGCGGCUGUGCGGGACCUGUCUCCGGGACGAGUCUACCUGUUCUCCCUCAGAGCCAAGCACUUGAGUGGAGCGGUCCAGACCCUGGGCUCUGUGCUCCGGGUCCUCACAAUCCCAGCCGUACCUGAAGACCUGACCCUCAUCCAGCACAAUGAAGACUCCAUGCUUCUCACCUGGAGACCCCCCCAGGGACAGGUAGAGGGAUACCAGUUGAGCUACGGAGCUUCAGCUGCGCAGAUAACCCAGCGCAAACUCAGCACCACCGACUGCAGCGUCCGCUUAGAGCAGCUGACCCCCGGAGCAGAGUACCAGCUCACUCUGCAGUCCUUCAGAGGAACAGAGACCAGCGAGCCGGUCUCCACCCGCAUCCUCAUCCCUCCCGCCCGUGUCUGCUUCCUGUCUCUGACACACGUUAACUCCUCGUCCGUUGGCUUGGCGUGGGAGCCAGCACUUGGCCUGUUUGAUCAGUACCGGCUGACUGUGGCCAACGGCUCCACAGUGCAGGAGCUGCUCCUGCCCAGAGAGAGCCUGUCCCACACCGUGUCCAGCCUGCAGGACGGCUGCACGUACAACCUGACCAUGUACCGCGUCCGGAGCACAGUCACAGGGGCCACUGCAGUCCGCACCGUGACCACAGUACCUGCCAGGCCUCAGGGUCUGCGCGUCUCUAGCGUUUCCUCUCAUGGCUUCUCUCUGCGUUGGGACGGCCCGUCGGGCUGCGUGGACCGGUACCAUGUGCACCUGAACCCCGCCCACGGCCUGGUCACCGUGCGCCGCGCGGAGAACGGAGAGAUACAGGCAGUUGUUUUGGCGGUAACCCCAGGGAUAUCAUAUAGCACCACGGUCACCGCGGUUGCCGCGUCGGUGUUCAGCUCCCCGGUCAGCCGGACCGUCACCACAAACGAGUCCACACCGGAGUCCCCAACCAGCCUGAUCGGGGAGAGAGUGGGCUCUACGGGCAUCCUGCUGUCCUGGACCGCACCCAUCAAAAGCAACGGCAAGAUCCGCGACUACGCAAUCAAGUACAAAGAGGUGUGUCCUUACCCAGAAUCCUCCUUCAACCAGAUCGUUACGCCCUCGGAGAUCCCCGAGUAUCUGCUCAACACCCUCACCCCAGGCUCCACCUACAACAUCAAGGUGGCUGCGAAAAACGGUGCUGGAUUUGGGCUCUUCAGCAAGUCCCUGUUCUUCAAAACCGCUGAGGCGCCCCCUGGCCUGGUCACCAACCUCACAGCCUUCGCUGCCAAUCACUCCGUGGUGAAGGUCACAUGGUUCCUCCCCAAACUCAUCAAUGGCCUCAUCACCAAGUUCUCCGUCAAGGCCAAGUACGCACGCACCGGCGUGACGGUCCGGAAGCUGGAGGUCAACGCCGAGGACAUCAUGAAUGGAGCACUGCCGCACUGCAACGAUGCUGCAGAGAUCCUCUCUCGGGGGACCCCCAGCCCCUCAGAGAUGUCCAUGCAGACGUCGGCCUCCUCUCCCCCGGUCACGCUGUCGGCAGUCCCCCCCGCUGCCUCCUGGAACAUCCCCAUCAGUGCAGUGGUGGACCAGCUGCGCUCCUACACCGCCUACGUCUUCGAGGUCUCCGCCUUCACCAGCGACGGCGAGGGCCAGAUCGCCAGCUACAUGGUCCGCAUGCCGGAGUCAGCUCCUGAGGAUCCACCACAAAACCUGUCUGCAUGGAACAUCACCUCCAAAUCCUUCUCCCUGUCCUGGGACCCCCCCACCAUCGUCACAGGACGUUUCAGCUACGUCAUCGAGCUGCACGGACCCACCGGUUACUUGUAUGAAAACAGCACCACUGAUCUGAAACUGGUGUACUCUGGUCUGAACCCAUACACGCACUACCGGGUUCUGGCUCGAGCCAAGUCUGCUGGGGCCUUAGGCCCGGAAGCAGAGGCCGUCAUGCUCACUCCUGCUGAAGCUCCCAGUGCAGUCACAGAGCUGGUUGCCAGAGCUGUAGAUGCCACCUCAGUGCAGGUGUCCUGGAGAAGCCCCAGUCAGCCCAACGGCCUCAUCACCCAGUACAAGCUCCUGGUGCUGGUCAAGGGCGCGGUGAUUCGGAACAUCACCCUCAUCGAACAGAAGGAAGGUCUGAACCAGACGCACUCUGAUGAUGACGGUGUGUUGAAUCGCCGCGUUCGAGACGCUACCGCCCUCCUGCUGCACCGUUACCAAAGAGCUGCCCUGUUCCCCACCUCUGCGCCCCCACCUGUGGUCACCUCUGCCUACUUCCUGUUUGCCUCCCGCAUCGCUAACCAGCCUGGCACGGCAACAGAACGCUCCGCCCACCCCACCGCUGCUUCCCCCUUCACCUCUGCCCUCUUGCCAAGCCCCGCCCCUGAAAGCACAUCCCUCCCCUGGCUGACUGACUCCGCCCCCCCGACGCCUCACACUACUCUCGAUCUCCAGACUCCGGGCUCCGCCGCCCUCACCCUCCCCUCUGACCCCUCCCCCACUGGUGGAGACAAAGACCCACCCCCUCUCAGCUCCAGCCCCGCCCAGCCACGCCUCUCCACCCGUGCAGCUGUCACUGCUGAUGUCACAACCUCCACAGCGAUGGUGUCCAGCACACAGGUGAUCGACUUCUCUGCAGAUCGCAUCUCGUACGUGGUGACCAAUCUCAGCCCCUUCACCGAGUACACCUUCAGUGUGUCAGCUUUCACCACUGUGGGGGAGGGCCCUCUGGUCCAGACCAAGGCGAAAACCAGAGAGCAAGUGCCAAGCUCAGUGCAGAGUGUCUCCUACCUGAACAUAAGCUCCUCCUCCAUCCUGCUGUCAUGGGAACCGCCACUGAAUCCCAACGGCAAGAUCACACACUACACUGCCUAUGUGCUGGACCUUGACACCAAGGAGGCCUUCCAAAGAGUGACCAACAGCACCAGCAUAAUCCUCUUAGGACUGAAGAAGUACAGCAGCUACAAGCUGCGUGUGGCGGCCUCCACAGCCGUGGGCGAGAGCGCUCUCUCUGAGGCAGACGACGUCUUCGCCGUCACGCUGGAGGACGAGCCGGACUCUCCCCCCGUGAACCUGUCUGUGUACAACGUCAGCACCUCCUCUGCCACAGUCACAUGGUCUCCUCCAGUCCUGGCCAACGGCGUCAUCCGGUUCUACCAGAUUCUGUACCAGAAUUCCACCAUGAGCCUGGUGGUCAACUCCACGUCCCCCAGCGUCUCUCUGGAGGGUUUGAAACCGUUCUCCUUCUACAACGUGACCGUGCGAGCGUUCACCAAGUACGGUCACGGGAACCAGUCGUCUGAGGUUCUCGAUCUGCUGAGCGGGGAGGACGUCCCAGGGAGCCCCCCCUUUGACCUGAUGUACGAGAGUCUGAGCUCCAGUGAGGUGAACGUGUCCUGGCAGGCCCCGCUGGUGCCCAAUGGCGCCAUCUUGUUUUACAGCGUGGAGUACUGGAACUCCACCCACGCCCUGAACACCACCACGCCCACCACCUACGUCCGGCUCUCCAACCUGCGCAAGUACGCCCGCUACCGCGCCUCCGUGAGGGCCUCCACCCGGCUGGGCAGCGGCAACCACACCAGCGACAUCCUCAACAUCACCACGCUGGAGGACGUGCCUGAGGGGCCCAUCCACAACCUGACGGCGCAGAACUUCACCUCCACUGCCCUCAUUGUGAGCUGGGAUCCGCCCCUGGCCCCCAACGGCAGGGUGUUCUACCACCUCAGCCUGGAGGAGGAGCACAAGACUCUGCUCAGCUCCAACCAGACCAUCCGGAAGACCACCAACGACCUGGUCUUCCUCUUCACCAAGCUGCGCAAGUACACUGACUACAUCCUGAAGGUCACCCCCGCGACCUCUGCUGGCUCCUCUGAGAAUAGCACCAGCGUGUUGUACCUGCGGACUGAGGAUGACGUGCCCAGCUCUCCUCCGCUCUUUAGCUCUAGCAGAAACGUCUCUUCCUCCUCCAUCCACCUGUCCUGGCUCCCUCCUCUGGAGCCCAAUGGGGUCCUGACUGAGUACAGCCUGGUGCUGCAGGGGCCCGGGGGGGCCAACACCACCCUCACCCCCGACACCAGCCUGACUCUCACCGGCCUGCUCCCCUUCUCCCCCUACAACGUCUCCAUCGCCGCCGGCAACCGCCGGGGCCUCGGCCCCUCCCUCAUCCUGCUGCUGCACACUGAUGAAGCAGGCCCCGCCUCUCCGCCCAGGAACCUGACUGUGUAUAACCACACUGCUGCCUCAGUGUGGCUGACCUGGGAGGCCAGCCUGGAGCCCAACGGCCUGGUUAAGUUCUAUGGAUUCAGGAUCCUGGAGCUGCGCAGGCAGACCCUCACCUUCCAGAACUCCUCGGGACCCUCCACCUGGGCCCAGCUCACUGGCUUCCGGCCCCACAGCGUGUACCAGAUCAGCGUCUGCACCUUCACCAGGGCGGGGAAUGGGGACCAGUACAGCGACUCUGUCACCUUUACAACCAACCAAUCAGUGUCCGAGGCAGUUAGGAAUCUGUCGUGCAGUGGGUGGAGCUGGGACUCGGUGUUUCUGGAAUGGGAGGCUCCCGCCCAGUCUAACGGCGAGCUGACCCACUACCUGAUCCGGUAUGGAGAGGAAGAGGAGGAGCUCGGACCGCACACUCUGUGGCACACACUCAGCGGACUGCAGCCCCACACACACUACACCUUCCUGGUGAUGGCCGUCAACUCUGCUGGGCCAGGGGACAGGCUGUCCUGCAAUGCCAGCACACCGCCGGAAUCCGUACCAGGUCCUCCGGGCUACUUUAACGUGACCCAGGUGCAGCCCACCAGCGUGAGCCUGAGCUGGGACCCCCCGGAGAGCGUCCCGGGCCAGCUGCAGGGGUACCGAAUCCGGGUGCAGCUCCUGUCAUUGCGCUGUGGGGCCUGGGGGCUCCCGGCCUGUGUGGAGAUGGAGGUGCUGGUGUACGCCAACACGUCCACGGAGACAGAGAUCACCCUGGAGCCUCUGCGCAAAUACCGCCAAUACCGCUUCAGCAUUUCGGCUCGCACCAACGCUGGGUACGGCAACGCCUCCCGCUGGGUCACCACCCGCACCCUGCCUGGCGAUCCUGAUGACCCUCCUCGCUCCGUCUCGGUGAUGACCUCAUCCAGCGGGAUGAAGAUUGAGUGGGAGGAGCCUGAGCAGCUUGCAGGCCCCACCUCUUAUCUCAUCUACAUUGUCUCUGUGGAUGGUCCAGACUUUAACCAGACCCUGGUGACAGCCCCUGAGGAGAAGCGGGUGGUGGUGAUGUCCAACCUCACUGCCUACACCCUGUACCAGGUGACCGUGGUCGCCUUCCGAGGCCCUGAGGACACAGCCUGGCAGAGAGGCAAGGCCAGCGAACCUGUGUUCAUCAGAACCCUGGAGGAACAACCGAGAGACCCCCCCAAAAACGUGACCCUGCAGGUGAUUCCUGAGGAGGUGACGAGGGUGUACGUAACCUUCUCCCCCCCCACCAAACCCAACGGGAACAUCAGCGGCUACCAAGUGAGGAUCUACAGAGACGACCAGCUGGACUUCCAGAUCCACAACCUGCCCAUCGUGCACACCCAGAACCAGACCAUGACCGGCAUCAUUAAGGGCCUGAAAGGGGGCUAUAACUACAGAAUACUGAUUUCUGCUGUAAAUGGAGCUGGAUCUGGCCCCAGUUCAGAGGUUCACAUCACCACGGGAAUUAAAGCACCCCCAAAGCCCACGCAAACGCCGGAGGCCGCCACAGACAAGCAUGGAGUCGUCAUGGCAACCUCCAGAACCAUCACCAUCCUGAUGCCCAUGUGCUUCUUCUCCGAUGCCAACGGACCCAUCCAGAAGGUGCAGGUGAUCGUGGCAGAGGAAUGGGUCAUGGAUGACGGGAACUUGACCAACUGGAAAAACGCCUUCAACCACAGACCAGCACCCUAUUUCACAGACGAGGGUUUCCCCAAUCCUGUGUGCUUUGAGAGCGGGGCGCGCAGAGUUCCUAACGUGGACACGUACGUCAUCGGAGAGGACGACAGCUGCAUGGCACAGGAGAAGGACGGCGCGCUGUGCAACGGGCCCCUGAAGCCCAGAACACACUACGUAUUCAAAUUUCGAGCCGUAAACGUCCAGGGUCAGUACACGGAUUCGGACUUCUCAGAGCGCAUCAGAACAUCAGACAGCCGGAAUUUGACUCGGGAUGAGGAGAUUAUCCUGGGUGUGCUGCUGUCCUUCUUCCUCGCUGUGCUGCUCAUCCUGAUCAUCUACGCAUCUGUAAGGAUCCAUCAGAAGCAGAAGGAAGGAGGCACCUACUCUCCUCGAGAGGCUGAGAUCAUCGAAACCAAGUUCAAGCUGGACCAGCUGAUCGCCGUGGCCGACCUGGAGCUCAAAGAGGAGAAGCUGAACCGGUACUCCUCCUUUUUCUUUAGACGGAAGGAAAUAUUUGUCAUCCAGCUUCUCAGUUAUAGAAAAUCUCUCAAGCCUGUUAAUAAGAAGUCGUUUCUGCAGCACGUGGAGGACCUGUGUGCCAACGACAACAUCAAGUUCCAGGAGGAAUUCUCUGAACUUCCCAAGCUGCUGCACGACCUGGCCACCUCAGACGCCGACCUGCCCUGGAACCGUUCGAAGAACCGCUUCACCAACAUCAAGCCCUACAACAACAACAGAGUGAAGCUGCUGUCGGAACCUGGGGUCCCUGGAUCGGACUACAUAAACGCCAGCUUUGUCUCGGGGUACCUUUGCCCAAAUGAGUUCAUCGCCACCCAGGGCCCGCUGCCAGGUACGGUGGCGGACUUCUGGCGGAUGAUCUGGGAAACGCGCUCGCGCACCAUCGCCAUGCUCACACAGUGCUUCGAGAAAGGCAGGAUUCGAUGUCACCAGUACUGGCCCGAGGACAACAAACCAGUGACCGUGUUUGGAGAUAUCGUCAUCACCAAGCUGAGCGAGGAUGUGUUUCCUGAUUGGACCGUUCGGGUCCUCAAAGUGGAGAGGCAUGGCGACUACAUGGUAGUGAACCACUUUAACUUCACAUCCUGGCCGGAGCACGGGGUCCCGGAGUCCAGCACCACCCUCAUCCAGUUCGUCAGGACCAUCCGAGCCCACAGGGGACAUGACAACACCACCAUGGUGGUGCACUGCAGUGCGGGUGUGGGCCGGACGGGCGUGUUCAUUGCACUGGACCACCUCGUCCAGCACGUGAGCGACCAUGACUUUGUGGACAUUUACGGCCUGGUGGCAGAGCUUCGAAGCGAGAGGAUGUGCAUGGUGCAGAACCUGGCGCAGUACAUGUUCCUGCACCAGAGCACUCUGGACCUGCUGAACAGCAAGGGCAACAGCCAGUCUGUGUGGUUCGUCAGCUACUCCGCUCUGGAGAAGAUGGACUCCCUGGAUGCCAUGGAAGGCGAUGUUGAGCUUGAAUGGGAGGAAACGACCAUGUGAGACUGUUUCUGUUUGCUUCAGUUUCUCUGGCUGAACUGGACAGACUGUUUCUGUUUGCUUCAAUUUCUCUGGCUGAACUGGACAGACUGUUUCUGUUUGCUUCAGUUUCUCUGGCUGAACUGGACAGACUCUGUUUCUGUUUGCUUCAGUUUCUCUGGCUGAACUGGACAGACUCUGUUUCUGUUCGCUGGACAGAUUCUAUGCACCUGGACUUUGGGGCCAAAAAGACUGUAAAUAUGAUUUUAUUAAAAAGCUUGCUUAUGGUACUCUGCCCUGUCAACGCUGCAAACAAAAAAUAAACUGUUUUGUACAUAA
This is a messenger RNA of Anguilla rostrata (American eel), 9725 nucleotides long. RefSeq names its product phosphatidylinositol phosphatase PTPRQ-like. Gene Ontology annotation, molecular function: protein binding; protein tyrosine phosphatase activity. The record is from RefSeq and is a predicted model, not a curated record. Gene Ontology annotation, cellular component: signaling receptor complex. Gene Ontology annotation, biological process: peptidyl-tyrosine dephosphorylation involved in inactivation of protein kinase activity. NCBI's taxonomy places the organism in Eukaryota, Metazoa, Chordata, Actinopteri, Anguilliformes, Anguillidae. Bases 870 to 9410 code for a protein of 2846 amino acids. The transcript has 52 exons.